AUGGCAUCCUACGAAGUCAUUGGCAUUGCCGUAGUCGCGGUAUUCUAUUUCAUCUUCAAGUUCCUCAACGCCACCGACACGCCCAAGAUCAAGGGUCUGCCCGAAAUCCCCGGCGUGCCCAUCUUUGGCAAUCUUAUACAGCUGGGAACCGACCACGCUCGCGUCGCUCAGAAAUGGGCUGCCAAAUACGGUCCCGUCUUUCAAACUCGCCUCGGAAAUCGACGCGUCAUCUUUGUCAAUUCCUACGACUCGGUGAAGCACUUUUGGAUCACGCACCAGUCGUCGCUCAUCUCGCGCCCAACCUUUCACACCUUCCACUCGGUCGUGUCCUCGUCGCAGGGCUUCACCAUUGGCACCUCGCCGUGGGACGACUCGUGCAAAAAGCGCCGCAAGGCAGCGGCCACGGCGCUCAAUCGGCCCGCUGUGCAGUCCUACAUGCCCAUCAUCGACCUUGAGUCCAUGGCGAGCAUCCGAGAGCUGCUGCAGGACUGCGACGGGGGCCGCCGCGACGUUGAUCCCAUCUCGUACAUGGCACGCUUCGCCCUCAACACCUCGCUCACCCUCAACUACGGCUUCCGCAUCGAAGGCUCUGUCGAUAGCGCCCUCCUUCACGAGAUCACCCACGUCGAACGCAUGAUUUCCAAUUUUCGCUCCACGAGCAACAACUGGCAAGACUACGUCCCACUGCUACGCCUCUGGAGCAAGCAGAAUACCGAAGCGCACGAGUUUCGGGCCCGUCGCGACAAGUACCUUACAGACAUGUUAACCGAUCUCCAGCAGCGCAUCGCUGAUGGCACGGAUAAACCAUGUAUCACUGGCAACAUUCUUAAAGAUCCUGACGCAAAGCUUAAUACGGGGACAGCUGAACUCAAAUCAAUCUGCCUCACCAUGGUCUCUGCUGGCCUUGAUACUGUGCCUGGCACCCUGAUCAUGGGCUUGGCAUAUCUGUCUACACCGGCGGGUCAAGCUGUGCAAGCCAAGGCUCUCGCUGCGAUCCAGGAAGCUUAUCCCAACGGCGACGCCUGGGAAAGGUGCCUUGUCGAGGAAAAGGUCCCUUACGUCACUGCCCUCGUCAAAGAAACAUUGCGGUUCUUCACGGUCAUCCCUAUCUGCCUCCCUCGUACCAAUAUCAAAGACAUCCCGUAUGAGAACACUGUGAUUCCUGCCGGCACCACAUUCUUCAUGAAUGCCUAUGCCGCUGAUUACGACGACCGCCGCUUCAAGAUGCCGGAGCAGUUUAUCGUCGAGCGGUUCCUUAACGACCACGAGGUCGGCACGCCGCACUACGCCUACGGCGCCGGUUCCCGUAUGUGCGCCGGCUCGCAUCUCGCCAAUCGCGAGCUCUUCACCGCCUAUGUCCGCAUCAUCACCGCCUUCCAGCUCACCCAGGCCGACAAUCCGGCCGACCGCCCGGUCAUGCACUGCCUCGACUGCAACAGCACGCCCACGUCGCUGACUCUGGACCCCAAGCCCUUCCAGAUGAAGCUCAAGCCCAGAGACGCCGAGCAACUGCAGCAGUGGAUCGCUGAGGCGGAAGAGCGCACCAAGGAUCUUUGA
Messenger RNA from Beauveria bassiana ARSEF 2860, 1557 nucleotides. Its product is annotated as Cytochrome P450 CYP504A6. The transcript is spliced from 4 exons. Bases 1 to 1557 code for a protein of 518 amino acids. The record is from RefSeq and is a predicted model, not a curated record. NCBI's taxonomy places the organism in Eukaryota, Fungi, Ascomycota, Sordariomycetes, Hypocreales, Cordycipitaceae. Gene Ontology annotation, molecular function: oxidoreductase activity, acting on paired donors, with incorporation or reduction of molecular oxygen; iron ion binding; monooxygenase activity.